Molecule: messenger RNA, 642 nt
Organism: Anisakis simplex (herring worm)
Lineage: Eukaryota; Metazoa; Nematoda; Chromadorea; Rhabditida; Anisakidae
Source: the annotation of a GenBank genome assembly
AUGACUUCCGAGGAAAUAAGCACCGCCAUAUCGACGGGAGUGCUCGAGAUGAAGUUCAUGCAACGAACAAAAAAUCGUUUGGAUGAAGAGCAAAAACGCAAAAAAGAUGAAGCACUGAAGAGAGCAUUCCUGGGCGGUGAUUCGUCUGCAGAAUCGAGUGCUUCUGACGUGAAACGUUCCAAUAAUGAGCAAUCAAAUAGCGAUCUUACCACACCACCCGAAGUGAUCUUCGAGCAGCGGUACGAAGUACUGGAAGAUUUAUGCUUUGGCCGGAUCUCAUUCGGUGGCUUCAAUCCUGAAGUUGAGAAGUUGAUGCAGUAUUACAAGGAUUUAAAAGAAGGUAUAAAGCCAACUUCAGAGGACAUUUUGGGUGAAAUUGAUAUAUCGGAUAAAGAGAUGGCAUUGGCAUUGGGUGGUGGUAAUGCAUCAGAGAGUUUAAGAAAGAAAUUCAAACGAUUCGAUGCGCGAAGGCAACAACAACAGAAUAAUGAUGAGGAACGUCAUGGAAAGAUGCUCAUAACGGAAACAUGUGAGGAGACAGGAAGCAGACGUAGAGGACGGAAUAAUAAUAGUGAUAGAAGUUUUAAGAAUAGAAAUUCUAAUGCUUUUAAUGAUGAUGGAGAGCGUAAUCAAACGCCAUAA